This is a messenger RNA of Beauveria bassiana ARSEF 2860, 774 nucleotides long. RefSeq names its product rpsU-divergently transcribed protein. The coding region runs from base 1 to 774 and encodes 257 amino acids. The transcript is spliced from 2 exons. Gene Ontology annotation, biological process: ubiquinone biosynthetic process. The record is from RefSeq and is a predicted model, not a curated record. NCBI's taxonomy places the organism in Eukaryota, Fungi, Ascomycota, Sordariomycetes, Hypocreales, Cordycipitaceae. Gene Ontology annotation, molecular function: lipid binding. Gene Ontology annotation, cellular component: mitochondrial inner membrane.
AUGUCCGUCAUAGCAAUCUGUGCCACCGCGCGUCGACUCGCAUUUAGUUGUCGCGCAGGUACUGCGUUCCGCAAAACACAUCGAAGCCGGCCGCGAAGCUACCACUCCUACGACCACCCGCCGGCUGCAAGCGCUUUUGGAGACGCUGAGGAGGCUAUCAUGUCCGCAGCCUACAAGCACGUUCCCGAGCACGGCUUCUCCGCCCGCGCCCUGGGCCUCGGAGCCCGCGACGCCGGCUACCUUGACAUUAGCCCCAGUGUGCUCCCCGACGGCGCGUUCAAUUUGAUACGUUAUCACCUCGUCUCGCAGCGACAGAGCUUAGCUAGGACCGCUAAGAAGCUAUUUAUUGAUGAGGAGUCGCUCGGACCCGGAGACAAGGUUGCCGCUCUCACGUGGGCGCGAUUGCGAGGAAAUCAGGACAUCAUCCAGCAUUGGCAAGAGGCACUGGCAAUUAUGGCACAACCGAGACACGUCUCCGAAUCCAUGAGAGAGCUCGCGCAGCUGUCUGACGAGAUCUGGUUCCUGUCCGGCGACAAAACCGUUGAUCCAUCGUGGUACUCGAAGCGCGCGACGCUGUCCAUGAUUUACACAUCAACCGAGCUGUUUAUGACAAACGAUAAGUCGCGCAAGUUUAUCGAAACAAACAAUUUCCUCGCUCGCAGGCUCGAGGAGGUUCAUUUAGUUGACGGCGCCGUUGGCGCUGUUGGGCAGUGGGCAGGAUUCACAUUCCAAACGGCCAUCAACGUACUGCGAAGCAAGGGUGUAGGCAUCUGA